Molecule: messenger RNA, 1411 nt
Organism: Caenorhabditis elegans
Lineage: Eukaryota; Metazoa; Nematoda; Chromadorea; Rhabditida; Rhabditidae
Gene: F33D11.10
Product: RNA helicase
Exons: 3
Coding region: 11-1210 (399 amino acids)
Cellular component (GO): nucleus; P granule
Molecular function (GO): hydrolase activity; nucleic acid binding; RNA helicase activity
Source: RefSeq, marked reviewed
AUUUUCCAAAAUGGCUGGUAAAAAAGCAGAAAAAGAUGAUAUGGCAACAGUGGAAUUCGAAUCUUCUGAAGAAGUAAAUGUUAUUCCAACAUUUGACAAAAUGGGUUUGCGAGAAGACCUUCUUCGUGGAAUUUAUGCCUAUGGAUUCGAAAAACCAUCGGCUAUUCAACAAAGAGCAGUUCCAGCAAUUCUUAAAGCACGUGACGUCAUUGCUCAAGCUCAAUCUGGAACCGGAAAGACUGCGACUUUUUCAAUUUCCGUUCUUCAAUCAUUGGAUACACAAGUUCGAGAGACACAAGCACUUAUUCUUUCUCCAACCAGAGAAUUGGCUGUCCAGAUUCAAAAAGUAGUUCUUGCUCUCGGAGACUAUAUGAAUGUUCAAUGUCAUGCCUGUAUCGGAGGAACAAAUCUCGGAGAAGACAUUCGCAAAUUGGAUUACGGUCAACACGUGGUUUCUGGUACUCCAGGACGAGUAUUUGAUAUGAUUCGCCGUCGUAAUCUUCGUACCCGAGCGAUCAAGCUUCUGGUUCUUGACGAAGCCGAUGAAAUGCUGAAUAAAGGUUUCAAGGAGCAGUUGUACGAUAUCUACCGAUAUCUUCCACCUGGAGCACAAGUCGUACUUCUGUCAGCCACACUGCCUCAUGAAAUUCUAGAGAUGACCAGUAAAUUCAUGACAGAUCCUAUCAGAAUUCUUGUGAAACGUGAUGAACUGACACUUGAAGGAAUCAAGCAAUUCUUCGUUGCAGUUGACAGAGAAGAAUGGAAGUUCGACACUCUUAUUGAUCUUUAUGAUACUCUUACCAUCACACAGGCUGUACUAUUCUGUAAUACCCGUAGAAAGGUUGAUUGGUUGACGGAUAAAAUGAAGGAAGCCAACUUCACAGUGUCAUCAAUGCACGGAGAUAUGGAACAGAAGGAUCGUGAUGAAGUUAUGAAAGAGUUCAGAGCAGGAACAACGAGAGUGCUCAUUUCAACUGAUGUUUGGGCGAGAGGAUUAGAUGUUCCACAAGUCUCGUUGGUUAUCAACUAUGAUCUUCCAAACAAUCGUGAAUUAUACAUUCAUCGUAUUGGUCGUUCUGGACGUUUCGGACGCAAGGGAGUCGCCAUCAACUUUGUGAAGCAAGAUGAUGUCAGAAUUCUGCGAGACAUUGAGCAAUACUAUUCGACACAAAUCGACGAAAUGCCCAUGAAUAUUGCGGAUAUCAUUUGAAGAAAGAUAUAUUUUCGCUCACCUCAUGUUUUAAUUUAUUUUGUUUUUGUUUUCUUUGUUUUGAAAAUCCUUAUCAAUUAUUUCUUUUAUUUUAAUCCUACAAAGAUCUCCUUUGAAUCCUUCAUGAUACUAAGACCCAAAUACUAUCCAACGGAGAUUUUUAAAAAUCUGAACAGUAAUUUGAAUAAAUGGAGAUCUUAA